AACUUUUAACUGUAUUUUCACCUGCUGUUUUAUAUACUGAUUAUUACGGCGAAGUUAGGGCUUUAUUUGUAUAUAUUUACUACUGGUAAUUUAAAUUAAUUCGAAUGUAUUCUAGCAAUGUUUCGUGGUAAAGGCUGGUUUUCAGGCGGAAUGUGGAAACCAAAAAACCCUCACUCAUUAGAGCAUCUUAAAUAUCUGUAUCAUAUUCUGUAUAAAAAUCAAAUUGUUCAUGAUCAAAACAAAGGUUUAUUGGUCGAAACCCUGCGAUCAAUUGCUGAAAUUCUUAUAUGGGGUGACCAGAAUGAUAGCACAGUUUUCGAUUUUUUCUUAGAAAAGAAUAUGCUUUCUUUUUUUCUGAAGAUUAUGAAGCAGAAGUGUGGACGAUAUGUGUGUGUGCAGUUACUCCAGACCUUAAAUAUUUUAUUUGAAAACAUUCGAAAUGAAACAUCUCUGUAUUAUCUUCUCUCAAAUAAUCAUGUGAAUUCUAUCAUUGUUCAUAAAUUUGACUUUUCUGAUGAAGAAGUUAUGGCCUAUUAUAUAUCAUUCCUAAAGACUUUGUCAUUUAAACUAAAUACUCAUACUAUACAUUUUUUCUAUAAUGAGCACACAAAUGAUUUCCCACUUUAUAAUGAGGCUAUAAAGUUUUUCAAGCACAGUGAAAGUAUGGUCAGAAUAGCUGUAAGAACUUUGACGUUAAAUGUUUUUAAAGUGGAUGAUAAAGCAAUGUUAAAAUUUAUUCGUGACAAAACUGCAGCUCCUUAUUUUUCUAAUCUUGUGUGGUUUAUUAAAGAACAUGUUACAGAAUUGGAUAAAUGUGUAAAUGCUUCUGAGUUCCAAGUUCAAACAAAACUUGCUGAUUUGGUAGCUGAACAUUUGGAUCAUCUUCAUUAUUUAAAUGAUAUACUUUGCCUGCAGAUAGAGGCUUUGAAUGAUGUUCUAACAGAUCACCUUCUCAAUAAACUAUUGAUUCCUGUUUAUGUAUAUUCAUUGGUUCAGAAUGGACAGAAUGCUAGUUCAGAGGAAGAAAAACCACGAGUAAGCUGUAUUGUUUCUCUCUUUUUGCUGUCUCAGGUCUUUUUGAUCGUAUCCCAUCGACCUUUGGUUCAGCAGCUUGCCAGUGUGAUAUUAAAUGGAGAAAUGUCUUUAUUUGAUCCUACAAAUACAUCACCUUGUGAAACUGCUUCAGCACCAUCUGGAGAAGUAGUAAAUGGACCCCAGUCAAAUUCAAAUGAAGCUUUACCAGGAGACCAACAGAAAGGUUCAGAAAGUAUAGAUGAUUAUUCAAAUGAAAGUAGCUUGGAAGGACUAUCUGAAGGCUCAAAUAUUACAGAUGAAGAAAAGGUAGUAGCCGCAAAGAAAUCUAAUCAGUAUGAAAUGAUGCAAAAAAGUUUUACUCUUUCUAAUAGACCUUUUUUAGAAGCUGUCUUUUCUGCAUUAGAUUGCAGUGAAAAUGACCAUGCAGCCUUAUUUUCAUUAUGUGUCUUAUAUGCACUAGGACAUAACCCUGAAUUAUUUACUCCCUCAAGCAUUUACCCGACAUAUAUAUUGUUCCUCUUAUGGCUUAUCAGUUCAGUAUACCAUUGUUCAGAAGCCUGGGAAAAGUCUUCAGCUGAAUGACUUCAUAAGAUAAAAGCAUGACAUAUGUAUGUUUCAGGUUUCUUUAUAAAGAAAAAAGUGCAAAUUAUAUGGUGAAUAUACCUACAAAUUAAAAAAUGUAGUUAAUUAAAUGUAGAAAUUAUAGGUGCGUGUUAUACGCCGGAAUAUACGGUACUUAUUUUGUUAAAAAUUUGAUCAUUUAUAAACAAUGAUACUUAUAAUAUGUUGGCUUAAAUUUCAUUUUAAUGAAUGAAAGUUUUUUUAAUCAAGUAAAUAUAUAUUAUGGUUAAAUAUUUUUUAAGCUACUGAAAUAUUUAGAAUAUUAUUUUAUAAUGUAGUUAACUAUACACAAUAAUUUUCAUUGUUUGUUUUCUCAUAAAUCUGUUUGCCUGAAAUUUUUUCAUUUUUGAGAUUGUAUAUUUAGUGUUGCAUUCCUUGUGUAUUUAAAGUUAUAUUCCUUUUUUAAAGCGAUGCAAGCUCAAAAAGUUGAUAACUUUGUGGUAUUUCACAUCAUUUAUUUUUUGCAUCUAUGCAUUAUUUAUUUUGCUUCAGUCUUGAGAACAUUCAGAAUAAUUCUCUCAUUAGUCUUGCAUUUUAUACUGUAUUUUUUUAGACUGUAAAUUUAGAUUGUUUUAUUUCUGUAUGUUUUUAGGCUGUAGAACUUUCUUUUAGUAUAAAUAGGAGUGAUGAGAUAUGUGCAAAUUUUAUUACUCAUGAAAUUUACUUCAAAAUUAAUAAUUUUAAAAUCAUUUUAUAUAACUAUUAAGGAAGUAUUUAUUGAUGAUUAAUAGUAUAUUUUUAAUAGUGUAAAAUAUAUUCAUCCUAUUUAUCUAUGUAUGUAAAUGCUGUUUAUUUAUAUAUACAGAUAGAUAAACAGCAGUGUUUUUAACUGGCAUUUAUUAAUAUAAAA
This is a messenger RNA of Stegodyphus dumicola, 2506 nucleotides long. It is a transcript of the gene ema, whose product is annotated as C-type lectin domain containing ema. Lineage: Eukaryota; Metazoa; Arthropoda; Arachnida; Araneae; Eresidae. The record is from RefSeq and is a predicted model, not a curated record. Gene Ontology annotation, biological process: regulation of autophagosome maturation; endosomal transport; vacuolar transport. Gene Ontology annotation, cellular component: Golgi apparatus; late endosome.